AUGGAUCCUCUAUCCACGAUGACUUUCAUUCUCAAUGGAACCGUUUGGGCUCUGAUAUUCGCAAUAACUAUCUGCGUGGUUUAUCUUACCUUGCUCACCAUUUAUCGUCUGACAAUUCAUCCUCUCGCAAAAUAUCCUGGUCCAUUACUUGCAAAGAUCACGGAUUGGUACUCAGUAUAUCAUGCAUGGAAAGGCGACAGACAUCUGGAGUUUUAUAGAUGCCAUGAGAAAUAUGGUCCGGUGUUUCGAUUUGGCCCUGAUAGUAUUUCGAUCAAUUCAAACACGGCACUAAAAACAAUUUAUGGCCACAAAUCAAACGUCAAGAAGUCGCAAUUCUAUUCCGUGUUUCCUCCAACCAAGGACACAUACAAUACCCAUAGCAGCAUCGACAAAGUUAGUCAUGCAAGGAAAAGAAGAGUUCUCUCACAUGCAUUUUCGGACAAUGCUAUCAAGACCAUGGAGAAAUACAUUUUAGCUAACGUCAGAACUUUCUGUACAAAUUUGGGUCAGCCAAAAGCAUCAGCAGAAAAGUCAACUGGUGGAUGGAGUGUUGCCCAGAACAUGGCUGACUGGUCUAACUACUUGACAUUUGAUGUUAUGGGUGAUCUUUGUUUUGGAAAAGCAUUUGAGAUGCUGGAAAAUGCAUCCAAUCAUCAUGUGAUUGAUUUGAUUGGAAAUGCUGCUCAAACUCACUUGAUCACUGGCACCUACCCAAUCAUCAAAACCAUUGGCCUGAGCAAGAUUCUUUUCCGUAAGAUUUACGCUCAAAGAAUGAAGUACAUGGCAUACAGCAGAGCGCAAGCUGCCGAAAGAACAAAGAUUGGCCUCGAUACUGAUCGAAAGGAUUUCUUCUAUUAUCUUCUCAAUGCUCGCGAUGCGGAGACAGGCCAGGGAUUUACCAAUCCGGAGCUUUGGGCCGAGAGUAAUUUACUUAUUAUUGCUGGAUCUGAUACCACGUCUACAGCUCUUGCGGCGGUUUUCUUCUACUUGGUUCACAACCCGGCUAAACUAGAGAUCCUUACAAAAGAAAUCUUGUCCACAUUUUCUGAUGUCGAAGAUAUUCAUUCCGGUCCUACACUCAACAGCUGCCAAUAUCUAAGAGCAGUCAUCGACGAAUCUAUGCGCCUCUCGCCACCCGUCGGCGGUAUCCUCCCCCGUGAAGUUCUUCCCGGCGGCAUCGAUAUCGACGGUCUCCACAUCCCAGCAGGCUGCGUAGUCGGUACACCCCACUACGCCAUCCACCACCACCCCUCUUACUACCCAUCUCCCUUCACAUUCAUUCCCGAACGCUGGAUUCCCUCUUCCCUACCCCAAUUCACCAAAGAAUCAGUAGCACUAGCUCAAAGCGCCUUCUGUCCUUUCAGUAUAGGUUCGAGAGGAUGCAUUGGAAAGGGAGUCGCAUAUUUGGAGCUCAUGACUAGUCUAGCUAGAGUCGUAUUUAUGUAUGAGAUGAGGAUGGCGGAGGGAUUUAAUUUGGGUGAGGGUAGUGAGGAUCAGGAAGUGGGAAGACAAAGGUGCGGAGAGUUUCAGUUGAGGGAUAGCUUUACGAGUACGAAGGAUGGCCCGUAUGUGGAGUUUAGGGCGAGAGCUAUGUGA
Molecule: messenger RNA, 1596 nt
Organism: Sclerotinia borealis F-4128
Lineage: Eukaryota; Fungi; Ascomycota; Leotiomycetes; Helotiales; Sclerotiniaceae
Source: the annotation of a GenBank genome assembly